AGUAGAGCGCAAGAAGAGGAGAAGCAAGGAAACAAACAAAAAGGGGAUGCCAGCGCAUAAUUUGAAUAUUUGAGGCUCUCCACUAUAAAGAAACCAACUCCCGACACCAUCGCUGCUCCGCCCCUUCUUUCUUUCUCUCUCUCUUCACUCCUCUCCGCGCCGCCGCCGCCGCCGUCGCCGCCCUGGUUAUGGAUAUCCGCCGGAGGCCAGCCCGACCUCCUCCUCCGCCCUCCGCCUCCACCUCCACAUCCUCCGCAGUGGAUCACCAACCCUCCUCCCCUAAAGCCUCUGAUGCGCUCCCGCUCCCGCUCUACCUCACCAACGGCAUUUUCUUCACGCUCUUCUUCUCCGUCGCCUACUUCCUCCUUCACCGCUGGCGCGAUAAGAUCCGCAAUUCGACGCCGCUCCACAUCCUCACGCUCUCCGAGCUCGCCGGAAUUCUCUGCCUCAUCGCUUCGUUUAUCUACCUGCUAGGGUUUUUCGGCAUCGAUUUCGUGCAGUCGUUCAUCUCGAAGCCGGAGAGCGACGAGGACCACCAGCGGUUUAUCCUCCACGAAGAUCGGAAGAUUCACUGCGGCUUGCCGCCGCCGGCGCCGGUGGUGGCCAAGGCGAAGGCGGCCGUGGAGCUGCCGCAGGACGAUGAGGAAGUCGUUGACCGCGUCGUUUCCGGGGAAAUCCCGUCGUAUUCUCUGGAAUCGAGGCUCGGGGACUGCCUUAGGGCGGCGAAGAUACGCCGUGAGGCGGUGCAGCGGCUGACGGGGAGAGGCGUCGACGGGCUGCCUCUGGAGGGGUUCGAUUACGACUCGAUUUUGGGGCAAUGCUGCGAGAUGCCGGUAGGGUAUGUGCAGAUUCCGGUGGGGAUUGCAGGGCCGCUGCUGCUGAAUGGGUGCGAGUACUCGGUGCCGAUGGCGACGACAGAAGGGUGCCUCGUUGCUAGCACGAACAGAGGCUGCAAGGCAAUCUAUGCUUCCGGAGGUGCAACGUGCGUGUUGCUACGAGACGCGAUGACUAGAGCUCCUGUUGUGAGGUUCUCGUCGGCGAAGAGGGCGACAGAGUUGAAGUUCUUCCUCGAAGAUCCUCUCAAUUUCGAUACGCUGUCGGUCGUUUUCAAUAAGUCGAGUAGAUUUGCUAGACUCCAAAAUGUUCAAUGUGCAAUUGCUGGGAAGAAUCUAUACAUAAGAUUCAGUUGCAGCACUGGCGACGCCAUGGGAAUGAACAUGGUUUCAAAAGGGGUUCAAAAUGUUUUGGACUUCCUUCAGAAUGAUUUCCCAGACAUGGAUGUCAUUGGCAUUUCUGGAAAUUACUGUUCCGACAAGAAACCAUCUGCAGUCAAUUGGAUCGAAGGGCGUGGAAAAUCAGUUGUAUGUGAGGCGGUCAUCACCGCUGAUGUGGUGUCAAAGGUACUGAAAACAACUGUACCCUCUCUUGUUGAGCUUAACAUGCUCAAGAACCUCACAGGCUCUGCUAUUGCUGGUGCUCUUGGUGGAUUCAAUGCGCAUGCUGCAAACAUCGUCUCUGCAAUAUUUAUCGCCACUGGGCAGGAUCCAGCUCAAAACAUUGAAAGUUCUCACUGCAUUACUAUGAUGGAGGCCAUUAAUGAUGGCAAGGAUCUUCAUAUUUCAGUGACAAUGCCAUCCAUUGAGGUUGGCACUGUCGGAGGAGGAACUCAACUGGCAUCACAAUCUGCUUGCCUCAACCUGCUUGGCGUAAAGGGUGCAAACAAAGAGUCUCCUGGAUCAAAUGCGCGGCUCCUGGCCACCAUUGUCGCUGGUGCUGUCUUGGCAGGGGAGCUCUCUCUAAUGUCUGCCAUUUCAGCUGGUCAGCUCGUUAAGAGCCACAUGAAAUACAACCGAUCAAGCAGGGACAUCACGAAGAUUGGCUCCUGAAACUGGUUGGUGUCAAGAAUUGGAAAUGCAGGACAAGAGGGGUGGGGGAAGAUUACAGUCAUGACGGGCCAGGAGAAGCUGGCCUCGCGGUGCAACAUUAUGGAACGGAUUUGACUUGCCCAACAGGGGCUGGGUUUAUAUUGUGAAAGAUAUGGAGUUCUCCUCCAUGUGUUUGUAUUGCUUCUUUUCCUUUCUCCUCCUCCUCCCCGCCCCCCUCUUCGUGUUUUUUCUUAGUGAAUCGAAGUUUUGCUGUUGGCUGUAACGGAGGCCAGUUUGCCUCGUGAAGAUCGGUUUAUAUGUUUGUAAUGCAAUCUUCUUCUGCUUCUUUUC
Salvia miltiorrhiza (redroot sage) is the source of this 2216-nucleotide messenger RNA. RefSeq names its product 3-hydroxy-3-methylglutaryl coenzyme A reductase 1-like. Lineage: Eukaryota; Viridiplantae; Streptophyta; Magnoliopsida; Lamiales; Lamiaceae. Gene Ontology annotation, cellular component: endoplasmic reticulum membrane; peroxisomal membrane. Gene Ontology annotation, biological process: coenzyme A metabolic process; sterol biosynthetic process; isoprenoid biosynthetic process. Bases 189 to 1886 code for a protein of 565 amino acids. The record is from RefSeq and is a predicted model, not a curated record. The transcript is spliced from 4 exons. Gene Ontology annotation, molecular function: protein binding; hydroxymethylglutaryl-CoA reductase (NADPH) activity.